Molecule: messenger RNA, 1737 nt
Organism: Plasmodium vinckei vinckei
Lineage: Eukaryota; Apicomplexa; Aconoidasida; Haemosporida; Plasmodiidae
Product: conserved Plasmodium protein, unknown function
Exons: 3
Coding region: 1-1737 (578 amino acids)
Source: RefSeq, a predicted model, not a curated record
AUGGGUAAUAAAAUAUCUGAUAAUAAACAAAAGCAACUAAUUUUAUAUAAGGAUAUAAAAAAUAGAAUAAAAAUAAAAAAUAAUAUUGACAUAAAAGAUAAUAUAUAUAUUUCAAAAUUAACGGAAAAUGAUCUAUCCAUUUUAAAUGAUGAUAUCUUCGAGUCCUAUAGUCCAUUUCAUAUAAAUGAACAAGCUAAAGAAAAAAAUAAUGAAAAAAAUAAUGAAAAAAAUAAUGAGCAAAAUAAUGAAAAAAAUGACAAGGACGAAAUAACAGUUAAAAUUAAUUUUGUUAAAAAAAAAAAAGAACAAACAUCAAAUAGUAAGAAUAAUGAAAAUGAAAAAAAAGAAUUUGAACUAGACUAUAGUGGUUUUUUUAGUGUAGAAAAAUUAAUAGACAAUGAUGAAAUUGAUUAUAUAAAUUUUAUUAAAAAAAAAAAGUCAACAUUAUCAUUGGAGGAUAAAGGAAAACACAAUGGAGAAAUCAAAAAGAAGGAAAAAGAUAAUCAUUUUAAAUAUAAAGAAAACAAAAAAAAUACAUUAUUAAAAAAAAAAAAGACAGAUCAUGCUGAAGAUAAAACGGAUUUAAAUAAAAUACAACCUAAUGAAAUUUAUGAAAAUUAUAGUAAAAAAACGGAAUUAAAAUAUGUGAAAAUUAAUAUGAACAUGCAAGGUAAAAAUGAUAAUAUAAUUGAAACGAAAAAAAAAAAAAUUCCUAUUAAUUAUAUAAAUUGUGAAAUUAAUAAAGAUACUACUAAUGAAAAUACAUGUAUAAAAGAAAAAACUCAAUCAAAUUCUAAAUUUUUAAAUAUACUUAAGGAAAAAAAAAUAUUACAAAAUAUAUUAUCAUUUUUAGCUUGUAAUGAUUUACUUGAAUUUCAAAGAACAUGCUCAAUUAUUUAUAUAUGUGUUAGCGAUUUUUUAGAUUAUAUAUGUUUAAAUAUAUAUUCCAAAUUUAAUAAAGAGUACAAUUCAUAUUUCAAACCAGUCAAUUUUUUUUACAAGUAUGAAUAUUUAUACACGGACAAGCCCUCUUCCCGUCUCGAUUGCAUAUUAAUUGCAAAGGUUGAAAAAAGCUGCACAGGAUACAACAACAGAUUUGGUUACAAACAUAAAUAUAUAUAUGAUAAAAAAAAAGGAACAUAUUAUGUAUAUUUUAAUUUUAAUGUUUUAAAAAGCAAUUCAUCAAAAACAAUUGAAAUACAUAAAGAUAUAUCAUAUAAUAAUGGAGAUGAUAUAAAUAUUUCACAUAUAAUUAAUAAAGACGCAUGUCCAAAUGAUUAUAUUUGCAUACCUAUAAAUUUAUAUAAUUUUUUAGGUACUGUUAAUUAUAAAUCUAUUUCUUUUUUUCCAAAUAAAUUAAGUAAACAUUUAACAUAUAAUAAUCAAUUUGAUGAUCAAUUAUGGUAUAAUUUAAAUGAAUAUAACUCUUUAAUAAAAGAUAAAAAUUUAAUAUCAUCUGAAUGUUUUCUUCCUCACCUAAAACAUGUUCAAACUAUUUAUUCGGGAAUGGAUGUAACUAUUAUGAAGUCUACCUACAAAGCCGUUGAGCCAGGAAAACUAGGGAGACGAAGCUACCUUUUAUGGGGAAACUAUUUUAUAAUUAAAAAUAAAUAUGAUCCAAUUUAUAUUUUUUUAAAAAGAGAGGGUUUACAACAUGAUUAUUUAUAUCACAAUUUUUAUUUAAGAGUUGGUGAUAAUAUUGUUUUUUAUUUAAUUAAAGGAGGAAAUAAUAUUUAA